Messenger RNA from Pocillopora meandrina, 1598 nucleotides. The record is from the annotation of a GenBank genome assembly. NCBI's taxonomy places the organism in Eukaryota, Metazoa, Cnidaria, Anthozoa, Scleractinia, Pocilloporidae.
AUGAUCAGACUGUUUCUGCAGAACAGUAGCUCAGCUCGAGUACAGUGUGUGAGGCUCUUGCAAACUUUUCCAGUGAUGGUAAGUUACAAAGCUGCGCUAAGGAAGUUAUACUUUGUUUUAUUUUCAAUAUAGAGUAAAAGUAAUCUCUAUGAGUUUCGUUGAUCAAAAUAUUGUACAACUUUAAUACAAUCAUCUGUACAUCAGAACGGGUGAUUCCACCUACACAAUAGCGUUUUCAUUUUCGCCUAGCCCGUUACUUCAUUGGUCUGGCUAUUUCAUUUCUCUAUAUUCGGCUUUUAAAAUCAGGAGGAAAAUAUAAGACCCUGGAGAAUUAUUCAGUCUGUUCCCAGCCAGUAUUAAAUUUAGUUGUAACAGGAUGGUGUUUAUGCAGUAAGAGCCUUGAUGCGGUGCUCUCACGGACCAAUUAUUGCUUGAGGGAUGACCAACUUCACUCCUCCACCCCCCAAACUCUACUCCGUUUGCUUGAGGAAGUGUUUUUUUUAAUACCUUUUGGAGUGAUUAUGAACUCCUUCAAUAUUUUGUUCAAAAUUGGUGACAAAAAAAGUCCCCUACCCUUUCCCCCACCUCUGUCUCUCUCUUUUUUUUCCUGAUGACACCCUUAACACAAGGCUGGAAGAGCCCAGUUUUUGACCCUUUAACUCCCAAGAUCUGAUGGCUAAUUUUUCCCUUGCCCUGUUACACAUUUCCUUCUAAAUUGAUUGCAAGAAUUUGGUGUUAGAUCAAGACAACAACUUCCACCUGAUAAGUUUGAGUAUCCUCAUUACUGUUUUGCUGGAUAAUGUCUAGAUAUAAUAGGGAGAAGUUACAUGUUUAUCACUUCUGGAAGUUUAAGGGUUAAGACAGUGUGGGAAACAUGAAGAUGGGGUCCAAGUACUUGACUUUCUCCUUUGUUUGUAUAAGAAAUAACAUGAUUUCAAUUGCAAUUUGUUGUUAAUAAGCACAACUAAAUUUUUCAAAGACAACAAAAUCCCAUGAGCCUGUACUGUACUCUCAAGUGUAAUUUGUAGUCUUUGAAAAAUCUACACUAAAUUGCAAAGAGAAAUCAGGUUAUUUCUUGUUAAUAAUGUACAUGAAAAGACGCCAGGAAGGGUCAAGACAGACAAAAUUUUGAAAGCAGGCGUGUGCUAUUUGUAAUCUGCACAGAGGUUAUAACUUUGCAUUCAUGUUACAUGAGAAUACACUCGUUUUCAGCCAAUCAGAAGUGCGUAAUUUUUUCAUGCACAUUAUGAAAAAUGUAACCAACAAGUCACCAUAAUUCUCCGCAGUCUUCACCAAAGUCUACGAAAUUCACUGCUGAAGAGAGAGAGACAGAACUGCAGCCUUUAAAGUCCUCAGGCUGGACAGAGGUUGAGGGACGCGAUGCCAUUUACAAGGAGUUUAAAUUCAAGAAUUUCAACCAAGCAUUUGGUUUUAUGACACGUGUGGCUCUGACAUCAGAGAAAAUGGAUCAUCAUCCAGAAUGGUUCAAUGUUUACAGCCGAGUGCAAGUAACCUUGUCAACGCAUGACUGUGGAGGGCUCUCUGCAAAAGACAUCAAGCUUGCAAAAUUCAUGGAUAGAGCUGCUGGGUCUAUGUGA